This is a messenger RNA of Candidozyma pseudohaemuli, 1932 nucleotides long. RefSeq lists its product as uncharacterized. Gene Ontology annotation, cellular component: nucleus; Slx1-Slx4 complex. The record is from RefSeq and is a predicted model, not a curated record. Bases 1 to 1932 code for a protein of 643 amino acids. The transcript has a single exon. Gene Ontology annotation, biological process: DNA repair; DNA replication. NCBI's taxonomy places the organism in Eukaryota, Fungi, Ascomycota, Pichiomycetes, Serinales, Metschnikowiaceae.
AUGGAGCAAGAGGAGGAUGACGAACCCGCCUCUCUAUUUUUCGCUUCUACACAGAUCCAAUCUCGUCAUGAAGACCUUGAAAAAACAGAGCAAACUUUAGGAAAACUUCAAAAAUUCAAAAAUGAUAGUCCCCCACAUAAGAAGAUCAAUGUGACUAUGCACAAGCCGCCUAGGAAACCAAGGGCAAAGAAGGCAGAUAUAAAAAAGAAGAAGGCUUCGACAAGCUCACUUUCUUUGAAUGCUUUUGUGAAAGAGACGUUCCGGAACAAACAGAAGCCUGAUCCACUGAGUAUCCUAGACUACUUUGCUGGUGAUUCCCAGAAAGUUGACCAGUUCCUCAGCAAAAUCGAGGAUGUUGCAAGGAAAGACGGAGAUUCAAAGCAAGAAAUCAGACCCUCAAUUCACUCUAAAGAGGAGUGGGAAGGCGUGUUGAAGAGCAUACGGCUUCGAUUCCCAAAUCUCUCUACAAGGAACCAGAGAACACUUAGCAAGAUAUCACAGCAGUUGAAAAGCCUACAGCGUUCGGAUUCUGAGUCUGUCACCGAGCUGCCGUCUGUUUGGUCCCAAGCAUCUAGGCAACCAAGCGAUAGUCUUACAACGGAGGACAUGAAGUGGUUGUACGACUUAGAUAAUGCAGAGAAGAUCAAGGACCUAGAUGCAAAUGACUUACAGCUUCACGAGGAAGAAGAGGAAGAGAAGCCUUUUUACCUCACCCUUUCGCAAGCUAUGGAUCAAAGCAAGGUGAGGGAUAGCGAGGACGAGGGCGACGAGAGCAUUCAGAUAAUAGAUGCAAAAUCCCCAAUUCUAAUAUCGGACUCUGAGUCCGAGCCUGAGCCAUACAUCCCACCGAACAAUAUAGCAGAAGCCGACGAUAUACCAUCUCAUCAGGUGGCUGGUCCACCUGAGUCAGUUGAUCUUCUUACCAGCAUCGCAUUCAACUCAAAGUGCCAAAGGGAGGACAUGCCCGUUGGGACUCAAACUCAGCCACUUGUGGUAGAAGAGGCGGUUCUGCCAAAGAAAAACGACGAAAGCAUAAUCUUCUCUUCUCCAGUCAAACCUGUGCUUACCAAGAAGCCAAAAACACCAACCAAGUGGCCAAGUAAUCUUGUGAUAACAUCUUCACCUGUUUCAUCAGGUAAGGAAGAUCUGGCGAAGAAAGGUGAAGAGGAAGAGGUUUUUGCAACGGCAAGAAGUGUUCCUGACGAGACGCAAGGCUCGCAAUCACCCACGCUACAAUCUUCAAUGCCGCUGCCAAAACGAAAGAUCUCCAGAAAGCGAAGCUUCAAGACAUCCACACUAGAAUAUUGGGGGCAUGUGGAGAUCCCAGAAAAUCUGUCCAAUACUAUUAAAAUGAGAAAAAUACCCACAACUUCCGAGGGCGAUCAGAUCCCAGAUUCAGAGGAAAGCGAUUGCGAGGUUAGCUUGAUUGAAAUAAGUAAGCCUUCCGACCCUAUAGAACCUCCAAAGCCCCUCAAGAACCCAUCGAUCCUACAAGUUCCUUCAAGUCCACGACUCAGUACACAAUCGGACAGCUUCCUGAAGUUGUCACUGCUACCCAUGAAGGAUGUGAGAGAAAUCUACUUACAUUUGGGACUCGCACCUGCAAAGCUCAAAGCGACAAUGGUGGCGGCGAUAGAGUAUGCAACUGAACUCACGGGAAUUUCUAUUGAUGAUUUGUUAAAUAAUGAUACGGAGCUCAAGGCACGACUGCUCGGGAAGCAGUUCAUGAGCAUGCUAUAUGAUAAAAUGACCAAUCUGAUCAAAAUGUCUGACGAUUUGCACUUGAAGAUCGCCUUGUUCGAGCCAAUAAAUAUAGAGGCCGUUGCACAACGUUUGAAGGAUGAAGAUGUGUUCCCGAUCGAGAUAGACAUUCCAUUCCUUCAGAAAUACUGUGAUGAGAAGGGAGUCAGCACGACAAACAGGCCCAUUUAA